AUGUCUUCAGGAGGAGGUGGUUUUGUCACCAGGUUCGACCGGGUGCGGGAGAUCCCACAAUAUGACCAGGUCCCUGUGGACUCCUUAUUCUGGGACCAGAGGCUGCCUCCACCUCCGCCGCCCAUGCAUGAAAUAGUACCAGCCCUCAGCUUAGACCCCCUCCCCCCUCCUCCUCUACCUAACCAAUCCGCUGUCGGGCCUGAGUCCUUCUACCCUUCUGAUGAAGAUGAGCAGAUGGAGGGCAACUGUGACGCCAUGGACAUCAAGCCUGUCCGCCGCUUCAUUCCGGACUCUGUCAAGAACUUCUUCCGUGGCAACAGUGGUAACCGUGGCAGCAAGGGUUGGACCAUCCCCGCUCCUCCAUCUCUACCUGGAACCCAUUCCCCUGCACCUUCAUCCCUGAAGAGUGCCACCUGCCACACCACAGCAGGGGUUCCUUGUUCACCCCCCCACUCCGCCCCUCCAUCCCCUUCCCUCCCUGGCUCCUACCGGGACCCCUACAGUUCUCAGAAGGAUGGGCUGUUGCUGGGUGCAGACGCAUUCGAGUCUGCAUCCGCUGUGCCCACCAACCUCUCAGUCCAAACCUACCAGGAGCGGGUGGAGGAGUACCACCAGCGCUAUGCCUACAUGAAGUCCUGGGCCGGCCUUCUGAGGAUCUUGGGCUGUGUGCAACUGCUGCUGGGAGCCGCCGUGUUUGCCUGCGUCUGUGCCUAUGUACACAAGGACAACGAGUGGUUCAAUAUGUAUGGAUACUCCCAGCCACAGCUGUAUGGUGGGCUUGGUGGGGGCGCUGGUGGAUCUGGGAGUUACUACACCGGACCUAAGACACCUUUUGUCCUAGUAGUGGCUGGUCUCGCGUGGAUAGUGACUGUAAUUCUUGUAGUUCUUGGAAUGACCUUAUACUACAGAGCCAUCCUUCUAGACUCUUCUUGGUGGCCGCUGACAGAGUGUACAAUCAACCUGGUCUUGGCAGUGCUCUAUUUAUCAGCAGGUAUAGUGUAUGUGAGGGACACCACCCGUGGGGGGCUGUGCAGCAUACCGGUCUUCAGUAACGGACUCAACGCAGCCUUCUGUCGCACAGAGGCUGGCCAGACUGCAGCCAUCAUCUUCCUCUUCAUCACCAUGGUGCUCUACUUGAUAAGCGCGGGAGUGUGUCUGAAGCUGUGGAGGCAUGAAGCAGCAAGGAUGAGGAAGGAGGAGCUGGAACAGGAGCUGGGUUCAGGCUCCAGGGCUUCAGAGCAGACACCUCUCCCCACCAUCCAGCCAGACAUCAUGGACACUACGAACAGCACUGCAGGAUAUCCUCCGAUAUCGCUGGAGCCAGAGAUCCUCCGAGGUCACAUCCCAGCUGGACACAUCCCCAAACCUGUCAUCAUAGCGGACUAUGUGGCGAAGUACCACACCAUCCGCUCAGACGAGGAGAGGGACCAGUACAAGGCUGUGUUCAACGAUCAGUAUGCUGAGUACAAAGAGCUGCAUGCUGAGGUUCUCGCCAUGGCCAAGAAGUUUGAAGAGAUGGAUGAGAUGAUGCAGAACCUGCCCCCUCGACCUUCCAGCCAAAUGGAAAAGGAGCGGAUCAAUAGCAUUUUUCAGGAAUAUCAGAGAAAGAAAGCUGAAAAAGAUGGUCAGCAGCUAAUUUAUUGCCUCUAUUUUUGUUUUUCUUGUCAGGACCCAGCGUUUUUGGAGAAAAGGGAGAGAUGUGAGUACCUGAAAAACAAGCUCUCUCACAUCAAACAGAAGAUUCAGGAGUACAACAAGGUGGACUUCCAGUUGGAUUUCAGCAUGCCUAGCAAUAAACAAAGAUCCCAUCACCAUUCCAAUGGCAGCAAACCCCACAGUAGCAGACACAGGCACAGUGAGCCCAUGUCCAACCCAGGCUUUUCUUACUACCCUGACGAUAGGAUGAUUCACUUCUAUCGCUGGACAUCCCCACCGGGUGUGAUGAAGAUAAUGUGUAUCAUCAUCAUCGUCAUGUGCGUCGCUGUGUUUGCCUGCGUGGCCUCCACACUGGCCUGGGACUACGACAUGAGCCUCAUGGGUCUGGGCGGUAGUAGCAUGUUGCCAGGUUAUGGUGGCGGCUCCUAUGGCGGCGGCUCCUAUGGUGGCGGCUCCUAUGGCGGCUCAUAUGGAGGUGGUGGUGCCGGCGGUUCCUACGGUGGUUCCUACGGUGGAAACAACAGAAUGGAUCCCAAAGCUGGCAAAGGCUUCAUCAUCGCCAUAGCUGCCAUUACCUUCAUAGCUGUGCUCGUCAUUUUUGUGUUGGUUAUAUCGAGGCAAAAAACUGCCCGCUCACCAAAGUUCUACCUAGCAGCCAUCAUCAUCUGUGCCAUCUUAGCAUUCCUUAUGAUCAUCGCCACCAUUGUGUACCUAGUGGCGGUGAACCCAACAGCCCAGUCCACAGGGUCUGUCUACUACAGCCAGGUGGUCCAGCUUUGUGCACAGUACCAGAACCAGAACCAGGCCCAGGGCAUUUUCCUCAACCAGUACCUCUACCAUUACUGUGUGGUGGAGCCCCAAGAGGCCAUAGCUAUUGUCCUGGGCUUCCUGGUGUUUGUAGCCCUCAUCAUCCUGCUGGUGUUUGCAGUCAAGACUCGCUCCACUAUCAGGCGCUGGGGCCGAGACCGCGUUCUGUGGGAAGAAGUGAAGACCCUCAAUGAUGUUACAAACAACAGUGUCGGAGAAUGGGUGAAAAAUGUGUCAGGUGACCCAGAAGUGCCUCUCAAUGACUAUAAUGAUAAAGUUGGAGGCUCCAGGGACUACCUGGACCGGAUGGACUACAACAGGCCUCUUUACCUACCAGGAGACUCAGAAAUCAGCAGCUCUGUGAGUGUCCUGAAGCCCAGACUGAGGGAUUAUGACACUGGUGCAGAGUCUGGUGAUGACCUGGAGGAGGAGGACUUCAGCACUUUGUUUCCUUCGGUUGUGGAUGAGCAGGAGCGUCUGAAUUACAAACGGGAGUUUGACCGUGACCACCAGGAGUACAAGGGACUGCAGGCUGAGCUGGACAGCAUAAACCAGGACCUGGCUGACCUGGACAAAGAGCUGGAUCGACUCACCGAGGGCAGUCCACAGUUCCUGGAUGCCAUAGAUGAAUACAACAGACUAAAGAAUCUCAAGAAGUCCCCAGACUACCAGAUUAAGAAGAGGCGAUGUAAAUAUCUGAGGUCCAAACUGUCGCACAUCAAGAGGAAGAUCAGCGAAUACGACCGCCGGCCUUGAACCGACACCUCUUAUCCCUCUAAUGAAGGGCAAGAGAUAAAUCAGCACCACUGUGUUUUAACUGAUCACAAGCCACUUGUGUCACUUUUAUCAAUCCAA
This is a messenger RNA of Scomber scombrus (Atlantic mackerel), 3318 nucleotides long. RefSeq lists its product as uncharacterized. Gene Ontology annotation, cellular component: apical plasma membrane; cytoplasmic vesicle; bicellular tight junction. The transcript is spliced from 13 exons. The coding region runs from base 1 to 3219 and encodes 1072 amino acids. Gene Ontology annotation, biological process: bicellular tight junction assembly. Lineage: Eukaryota; Metazoa; Chordata; Actinopteri; Scombriformes; Scombridae. The record is from RefSeq and is a predicted model, not a curated record.